Messenger RNA from Oldenlandia corymbosa var. corymbosa, 1949 nucleotides. The record is from the annotation of a GenBank genome assembly. Lineage: Eukaryota; Viridiplantae; Streptophyta; Magnoliopsida; Gentianales; Rubiaceae.
GCAUUUUCAGUUCAUUUCUUUCCGCCACUUUUUCCUCCUUUCCAUCCUUCUUCUUUCAUUAAGCAGAAAUUUUUUAGUCAUCCAUAAACCACCAUGGGAGCAGGCGAGAUUCAACUUCAAGAGAAACGAGUUCUGCUUAGUGCAGUAAAUGAUCACAAUCAAGAAGAGCUCGAUCAGGUCAACGCAUUGACUCCGAAACAGAGUACUAUUUUUCAAGAAUCCAAGAAGAUAUGGAAGGUUGCAUUGCCUGCUGUUCUAUCAGGUGUUGCUUCAUUCGGGACAUUGGUCGUCACUCAAUCUUUUGUAGGCCAUAUCAGCGAGUUAGAGCUCGCCGGUUACGCUCUGGUUCACAAUAUGAGUGUCCGGUUUAUCACCGGAAUCCUGAUCGGAAUGUCGAGCGCCACAGAAACGCUUUGCGGGCAAGCUUUUGGUGCGGGACAAUUCCACAUGAUGGGCAUUUAUUUGCAGAGAUCCUGGAUUGUUAAUUUCUUUGCUCUGUCUUUAUUUCUCCCCUGUUUCAUCUUCGGGACAUCCCUGUUUAGAUUUCUCGGAGAAGAAGAGAAAGUCGCGCAAUCUGCUGGGUAUGCGUCCCUCUGGUUCAUCCCUUUAAUCUACAGUUACGUUUUCUGUUGGACCAACUUAAAUUUCUUACAAGCGCAACAAAAAAAUACGAUCAUCGCUUGGCUGUCGAUUUCGCAACUGUUAAUUCAUGUUCCCCUGUCUUGGCUUCUUGUCUACACUCUGAAUUGGGGAACUGCCGGCGGGAUUCUAGCUCUGGGGAUUUCUUCGUGGCUUGUGGUAAUCGGGGAAUUCGUGUACAUUUGCGGAGGCUGGUGCCCGGAUUCAUGGACAGGUUUUCAAAUGGCUGCAUUUAAAGAUAUCUGGCCGGUGGUGAAACUCUCUGUAUCUUCAGGGGUGAUGCUUUUUCUAGAGUUAUGGUAUAAUUCCGUGUUGGUACUUCUUGCCGGAUACAUGAAAAAUGCUGAGGUCGCUAUCUCGGCUUUCGCGAAUUGCCUGAGUAUCAACGGAUGGGAAUUAACGAUCAGCCUCGGGUUCUUCGGCGCCGCCUGUGUUCGGGUUGCUAAUGAACUAGGCAGGGGAGAUGCCAGAGCUGCGGAAUUCUCAAUUAAGGUACUUUUCAGCACAUCAUUUCUGAUAGGGGUUUUCUUCUGGGCUGUUUGCUUAAUGUUUGGGAACAAAAUCGGGUACUUGUUUUCCAACGAAAAAGAAGUCAUCGACGGCGUGUCGGAACUAUCUGUUCUGCUUGCAUUCUCAAUCUUGUUCAACGGAAUUUAUCUGGUGCUCUCCGGCGUGGCGGUCGGAGCUGGUUUGCAGAAUUCAGUUGCCAUUAUCAACCUUUGUUGUUAUUACUUGAUUGGAAUUCCAAUUGGGAUUUUGCUUGGGUAUUUGAUUGACUUGCAAGUUAAGGGCAUUUGGAUUGGAAUGUUAUGUGGAGUUGUUACUCAAAGUUUUGCACUGUCCUUCAUGACUUGGAGAACGGAUUGGGAUUUAGAAGUGAGUAAAGCUAAGCAACGACUUAAACGGUGGGAAUUGAAAUCUCCUGGCGAUGAUGAGUCUAAUCAAAGUUUUGACCAUACCAAUUCCGAAAUGGUGACAUUGAAGAGCACGUUAUCAUAGCCAAUUUGAUUCUCUUAAUCAUUUUUAUUUAUUUAUUAUUAUUUUUUUGUUGGUUGUGAAGAAAAGAAAAGAUGAAUUCAUAAGGAAAUAUCAAAUAUGGAAAUUGUUGGGUGGAGAGAGACAUGUGAAAAUGAAACAUAUAAGAGAAUAUUUUCUCUUGAAUGCCACAUCCCCUAAUGGGAGCAUGACCUUACCUGACCUUUCAAAUUGGGCAAGUAAUUAUCUGUGUAACAUAAUUUUCUAUGGUUGUUGAGACUCUGUCUUUCUAUUUGUAUCAACCACUAAAUAUAAUUAAAAAAAAUUAGUGUUCA